Anopheles stephensi (Asian malaria mosquito) is the source of this 6815-nucleotide messenger RNA. RefSeq lists its product as uncharacterized. Bases 1259 to 2557 code for a protein of 432 amino acids. The record is from RefSeq and is a predicted model, not a curated record. The transcript has 6 exons. NCBI's taxonomy places the organism in Eukaryota, Metazoa, Arthropoda, Insecta, Diptera, Culicidae. Gene Ontology annotation, molecular function: growth factor activity.
CGUGUGUGCCGUGCGUUUUAAAUCGCGUUCAAAUCUUCCGACCGACGGUUUGCGUGCCAGUUGUUCGCCGCCCGCUUGGCCGUGUGUAGGGUAGCACCAGCAGCACAGUAGUGCAGUGUGUAUUCUGUGCUUUUCGCGAUCGCGCAAUCAUUUCGCACAGCAAAGGACGCAUUUUCCGCGCAAAAGGCGAUAAAGAUAAAGGCGCGUGUUGCGUUCGCGACAGUUUUUGUUGUUGUUGUUCGCUGUGUUGUUGGUAUCCACAGCGGAGUUCAACACACUUUUAUCGGCCACCCCCGGUUCGAAAGGUGAUGUAAUUGUGGUUUAAAGUAUGUUUUUUGUUUGUUUCUCGUAAGGAAAAGGCAAUGCAAAAAUUGCAGUGCGUGUAUAAGUGAGUGUAACAAAAAAAAAAAUUAAAUCGUGUAUAAACAACAGCCUCACUACAAGAAAAUUGAAAUAGCAGUAGUAGGCUGCGUGUAGUCUGCUUCGUGAAGUGUAACGACCUGAUACAAAGUUUGGUGUUUAAAGCAAUUAAAGUAAAACGGUGACAAAAUUAGCCGAUUUGCAGUGUGUUUUUUUUCGGUAUCCUGUGGGAUCAGGUGUGUAAGUGGAGAAAAUCCUUGUGACCAACGGAAUUAAAUCGCGAGUGACCAAAACAAAGUGAGCAAGCAGGCAAGGUAGAACGGAUCCUGCUUCCCGGGCAGUACGCACGGUACGCCUGUUGCUUGGAAACGAAAAAAGGCAAUCGGUGCAUUUAAAGCUAACCUGUGUGUUUGUGUGUGUCAUUGUUUGCGUUUUGUGAGCAUAUGGUUUUGUAUGCGUGAGUGUGGGUUUAACGAGAGGGGGUUUUCUGUUUGUUGGUGUCCAGUAAUCUAGUAAGUUCCGCACGCGACAAACCCCGUCACAGAUGCUGCAACAUCACGCCACGUGCUAAUGUAAUCCUGUGAGUGUAUUUGUGUGUGUGUGAGCGUGCGAGCGACGGGUUUGCGUAUCGCCGCUCCGCGCCCGCCUCUCUCUGUGUGUGUGUGUGCUAUCCGUGCAAUGUGGUGCGGCAGGUGCACCAGCGCGAUUUCCCAGCCGAACGAAGAUCGCGGACGCAUUCCGGCGUCACCAGUGGCUGCAACGUUGCAUUCCUCGCCUGCGGUCCUAUGCAACGGCCUGACGGAUGCAACCUGCGCGCCCCACCAUCCAGUAUUGCACUAUUGAAGAAACAAACACAAAACCCACAAGAAAAAAAGUACAAUGAGGCCAAAUAAAUACGAUGGUAUCACAGCUAACCGUCUAUGCCAAGAUUUUGUGCCUCCUGAUGACAUUAUUCAGUGCAGGAGCAGCAACCAGGAACGACUACUCUCUGCAAUCAGCGUGCAGUUUAAAGUUUCUACGUGCCAAAAACGGUACCGUGUUUGCCGACGACAACGUGGAGAAUGGUCAACCACAGGUUUUCAGUCUCAAUGCCACGAGAACACGCGACAAUCGGGUUGCCAUAACGAUAUACUCCAAAGAGACAGAUUCGUAUAUCUGCUUCGACAAAAACUGGCGCACCAAGACCAUGCGCGGAAAAGCCAACAUGUCCAAACGACGGUGCAUGUUUUUCGAAAACAUCGAUGCAACGGGCGCUUUCCGCUACCAGUCGGUGGCCAACCAGAACCGAUUCUUAGGCUUCCUCAAGAAGAACGGUAAGCCCGUCGGUGGAUUGCGGGCCGGCGGAGGAGGAGGAGGAGGCCAAGCAGCCAAGGUGGUGGGUCCCGGUGGUGUUGUUGCCGGCCGGAAACGCCAUAUGGACGUGUGUUACAACUUUAGCCCAGUGACACCGGAAGCGUUUAACGACGUGCAGCAGCAACACGCUUACAGCCAACCGCAGCAAAGGCAGGAGGCUAAAGUGGCGCGUCCUCAGCAACAGUCCAACCAGCUGCAGCCACGACAGCGUCACCAUCGGCAGCAGGCCCAACGGAAGGAUGUGUCUGCCGGGGAAGGUAAUGCGCUGCUAGCGUCCAGCUAUGCCGGCGGUACGUCAGAACAGCGCCAGUCGUCACCGCCCCAUCGGCACCGGCACAAACAUGGCGCCGGCGGUCGGCAGGGCAAGUUGCAGCAAGGACACCCGAAUCUCGAUAGCGGUUUCACCGGAGCGACAGCAUCGCCGGCCCUACCGCCAGCUACCCUGUCCUCCCUGUACGGCAGCGCGUACGGUAAGGGAACGCAUCACCGGCGCACCCAGCUUAACUCUCCCGUAUCCGGGGACGACGCUUCCAUGCUACCCGCCGCACUGUCCGCCCUCGUCACGAAGCUGCCGCCAAAGUCCUCCGCUCAUGCGGGUCAUCUCGGUUCGGCGCUUGGGUUGCUGGACGGUGCUGCCGUCGGUGGUACGGUGCCCGGCACCAUCUACCGGAAGGAACGUCCUGCCCUGGAACCAACGAAUGGUGGUCGCGUUAGUAGUGGCCACGUUGGCGGUAAUAGCAAGAAGAAGUCGCCCAACAGCAGCAACAACAACGGAACGAGCGGGAGAAAUGCUUCCAGUAAAGUAAGCACGAUGCGAGGGAGGGACAAACGGGCUUCGGGUUGACAGUCGACAGUCAUCACCACCAAUGUAACCACCACCACCACCACCAACCAACUCCACCCAACUCCAACCACCACCACCACCACCACCACUACCCUCUACUAUCUAUUUCUCAAUUGUGUAGUUUACGCUCGCGCAGACAACAGGGGCUUAUCGUUGAGGUUAAAGGUUGUUGUAACAGAGCCGAAGAAGCUUAAGCAGCACGGCAAGGCUAUAGAGUGCAUACGAAUUUCUACGAACGACAGAGGACGAAUGGACCGAAAAAAGGGCCGCAUGUAAGUCAACGUGAGCGUUUCCGCCCGGGGGAAGUGUAAAGCGAGUGCGAGGUUAGCUUAUUACUAUAUUAUAUUAUAUUAUUAAUAUUAUUAUUAUGAUUAUUAAUAUUAUUAUUAUUAUAACUCUUACGUCAAGUAUGCUUAGGUAUGAUAAUAUAUAUAUAUAUGAAAAUCUGUAUACAUAUACACAUGCAUGUAAUAUUAUAGUUGUGACGUUCCGGGGUGUAAGCCUUCCUCCUUUAGUGUGUAUGAGAGUGCGUGUGCGUGCACGCGUGCGCCUGUGUGUGUAAAUGUAUCAUUUAGGACCCAUUUUUUGUUUGUUUUUUGAAAGUGGUUUUUUCUUUAUAUGUAGAGCUGACGAGCGCAAUGACAACAGUACUAGGAGGAAAAGGGAAACGAGCGAGCUGGAGUAAAGGGAAAAAAGGGGGGAAAAAAACACACAUACUAAAUCAACCACACACCACCACCCGUAAUGUAGUAAUGGUAGUAGGAUCGACGGCAGCAACAACAGGAACCGCAAAAGCACACACGCAAAAUGGGAAAAAGAAACAAAACAGGACAAUAGUGAGCGUUCUACUAAGAGCAAACAGUAUGCAAAGAAGUAAAUAGCCGUUCGAACACAUUUUGCGACACAGUUAAAAAAAAUGAAAUAGUAACGCCGUUCAGGACAGUGCGAAAUGGCAAGACAAAAUGAGGUUUAGCAACAGUAAUUAAUAUGCGGUGGUAGUAGUGGUAGUAGUAGUAGUAGCAGUAGCAGUAGUAGUAGCAGCAGUAGUAGACAGCUACAACGCUGAAAAGCGGACGUGCGGGCGAGCGCGCUUAGACGAAUUUGAUUACAAGCGGACGUAACCAAGCAAACAAAGCAAACAAAAAUCACAAACAAACAAACCAAGCACGCAAGAAUGAUAAGGAGUUCAUGAAAAAUAACAACAACAAAAUUGUGCCUUUUCUUGGUCCUUUCCACGAGCCUUUCAAUAAGCAGCAGCAGCAGCAGCAGCAGCCAAUUUCAAGCAAAACGUUCUUACAAAAAACAUACACUCAAAACUCAAAUAUUCAUGAUAAUAAUUAAAGCGAAAAGCGUACAGUAGUAGUGAGCACAGAUGGCGCGAUUUAUUAGUGGAGGUGCGCAUCGGAAACGCAUAUGAUAGAGGCGCUUCUACCGCGACCGACGACACUCUGAGCUGACAGGCUGACUCUUACUCAGACUUUGUCCUGAUCAUGGCGAUCGAGAUCCUCAAAAGCCGUGCUUGUAGGCGUUCACAUGUUUAAAACAAUAUCCCAAACACCCGUGGAUAAGUUCCGAAGAAAUAACCAACUUCCGGGAUCUUUUGGCAGUAGCAUUAGAUUAUUCCAAAAUGCUUCUUUCUAUUCUUGAGAAUUAUAGCACUAUCACUAUCACAGUAAUGUCAGGCCACUAUCAAGAGUUUGCUUGAGGUCUGCCAUGACUGGUUUCCUUGACUUCGCAUACCCGUGGCAAACAGCUCUUUUUGCUCAAAUUCGGUGUUGAGACCUCGUACCGGAUGAUUGGGGUUCUAGACAAGCUCACCAAGUUGCUAGGACUCCCCAGACAUGAGGAGCACUUUGAUUGAUUCUUGUAGCGAGAUCUUAAAUUGUUGGAAUGUUGAUAGGGAAAUUGCUGUUUUGAUCGUAGUAUCCAUAGCACGGGAAUGUCUUUGAGUUGCCUACAGACAGUUAACAGCAGUUCGGUUGCUUGGAUUCAAGGCGAAUCAGUGACAACAUCCGGUACAAUUCCAACAACUCUCUAGCUUGCUAAGAUUGAUUUUGUUUUAAACAUGUGGACAGUUGUUUCAUUCACGGGAGAUUGCCGAGGAGGGGAAAGGUAGUGAGAGAGUGUCACGCACAGCUAGAGUCGGUCAGACGCGCAUAUUCAGGCUCCAGUAGGUUAGGCGAGAUUGUAAUCGAUUUGACGUGCGACCGUGAUGUCUACAGUAUAUCAGUAUUACCUUAUAACCAGCAUAUAUGUUACACACACACACAUACACAAAGACACCCCAAUACUUCACAACCUCAAACAGAGCUCUGGAGUGGAUAGAUCCGUCUUAUACUUAGUGCCAGCCAAUCCGACCGCCAUUGCCGCCGGAAAUCCGGGCCGCUAACCUUUCUUUUGCGUAUUGUUUGCCCUCAAAAUUUGCCCCCCACACACACACACACACAAACACACACAAACACUGGGAAAACUUUUAGUAGAGCCACUAAAACCCAACCUCACUCUCCGCAGUACUUUGCCGUGUGUCCUUAGCGAGUGUUGUCAUUUCGAAUAUUACGCGCGUGUGUGUGUGUGUGUGUGUGUGUGUGUGUGUGAGUGCCUCUAGUUUCUUGUGGAUUUUAUUUGAAGUAUUGUUAGUGGAGCCGCGCAGUCGAACGCAGUGUUUAGGUGUAUGUGUAGCAAUGAGGAAAAGGAUAAGCACACACGCACACACACACACAUCUCUACUGUAGAUGUGUUGUGUGUUGUAACAACUCGCGUGUGUUUUGUGGCUGUGUGUAUGUGUGCAGCACAGCAGCAUCAGGAACCUGUUGUUUCCGAAUCGCUUCCUGAGAGUAGAGCAGAUUCAAUGGAGAUGCAAGGAUGUACUACUACUUUAUUAGUACCACACACCUACACACACACCCACACACACACACACUAGUACAGCAGGCAGCUGUAGGUAAAAGAAGCGGGGAAAAUAUGGAAUGUCGAGAAAUUGAACCUCUCCAGUAUUUAUGGUCAAGCUAGAACAUGUAAGUUUAACGCGUUUCGCGCAUUCGAAGAUGGGAAGAACCGAAAUAAUAUAUAUAUAUACAUAGGGAGAGAAAAAAAAACCCAGAAAACCGGAAUGUGGAAGCGUAACGAUUCUCAAGCGAGAUAGAAUAAAAGCAAACAAGACAAACACAAUAGAAAGGCAAUAGAAAUGGAAAAAAAGUAGGGAAAGGGAAAAUGGAAUGCAACAACUAUACAAAUCAAUUGGCAAAAAGUAAACAACAAAACCAACACAAAACACAGGAAAACAAGACAAAAAAAUGAUGAAGAAAAAAGAUAAAACAAUUGAAGCAUGUAGCAACAUCUAGAAUAUUUGAUUAUACUUUGGUAAAUUUGAAACAAAAAACGGUUAAAUUAUGUGGUUAAACAAGGCAACCUACAACCUAUCUUUACACACCACACUUGCCACAUCAACACACACCCACGUUAUACACGAUACACCGUAAUACACCUACCUUUUACUCAUGAUACCCACCCACCCAAGAAAUUAAGCAACAAAACUAUAUUAAAAAAAACAAUACGGUAAACGGCCGUCUUUGCCGUGCCCGCGCAUUAUUUGCAAAAACCAGCAAAAAGCAUUAAAAAACGAAACAAAGAGGAAGAAAAUUGCUAGAAAAAAAAAACAUGCAAAAGUAUAAUGGAAACCGAUUUAAAGCUAUUAUAAAACAGAAACCACUCUAUGUAUUAGUAAACACUUACACAACAAAAGCAAAGCAAACCCAUAAAAGCGAUACACAUUAAACACAAAACUAUGCAAAGAAAGCAAAAGAAGAAGGAAAAUCAAUCUCAUAUGAAACAAGUGGCUAAUCCCGACUUCAAACCACCAUCACCAACACCACCAAAAACCAACUACAGGACAGGAAGAGGCGUUGGGCAAAGGAUAGGCCAACGUGCACACGACGCUCAUAGUCAACGUCAAUAUUAACGCAGGGUCGCUGUUCAAGAAUCUCGAAAUUAAUGUAACCUUCCAGGAAUAUUAAGCAAAGCCGCCACGGAAUGAAGCAAGUUAAGGUUCAAACUACGCCUAGGUAAAGCACUAUUGCAAUACUUAAAGUUUGGUGGUGUACGGGACAAACAUGCGAACGAGAAGAAGAAAAAACAAAUUACAAACACACACACACAUACAAAUUACAGCCAUACCGAGACAGAACACUUGAGAAACGCUUACGCUAUUAAUUAAAGAUGAAACAAUAAAACGCCAACGUUAAUGAACAUUCCAUUAUAA